AUGCCCAAUGCCGCAAAAGAGUUCAAUUCUCAGUACCAAACCCUCCUCUCAGGUUCACUAUAUGCCGGUUUCCUUGUAGGCGCUAACGCCUGCGGCUUACUCGCCGAUAUCCUGGGCCGCAAGACGGUGUGGCAGUUGUCCAUCUUCGGAGUGUCUACUGUGACCCUGCUGGCGGCAUCGUUCCCAAACUGGAAAGCGGUUAAUGUCUGGACGGUGCUUUGUGGGUUGUUUGGCGGAGGAAACUUGGCCAUCGAUCUCACCGCGCUGACUGAGUUCUCUGCGUAA
This is a messenger RNA of Aspergillus nidulans FGSC A4, 285 nucleotides long. RefSeq lists its product as uncharacterized. NCBI's taxonomy places the organism in Eukaryota, Fungi, Ascomycota, Eurotiomycetes, Eurotiales, Aspergillaceae. The record is from RefSeq and is a predicted model, not a curated record. The transcript has 2 exons. Bases 1 to 285 code for a protein of 94 amino acids. Gene Ontology annotation, biological process: transmembrane transport. Gene Ontology annotation, cellular component: membrane. Gene Ontology annotation, molecular function: transmembrane transporter activity.